Molecule: messenger RNA, 14461 nt
Organism: Acanthaster planci (crown-of-thorns starfish)
Lineage: Eukaryota; Metazoa; Echinodermata; Asteroidea; Valvatida; Acanthasteridae
Product: putative E3 ubiquitin-protein ligase HERC1
Molecular function (GO): ubiquitin-protein transferase activity; protein binding
Source: RefSeq, a predicted model, not a curated record
AUGGCCGACGUCUUUGCAAACCGCGUAGGCCAAAAUGCAUAGGCCAACAUGCAUAUGGAUUUUGUCCUGUCACAUUCGCGCAAGAAAUAAGCCGCUGUAACACCAAAAAAAGCAUGAUGCCCUUAAACAUGCCCAUGAAGUUGAAGUGGUUGGAGCAUCUAAACGCAACAUGGGUGACGGAAGACUGGGGCCAGGUAGCAAACAGAGAUGGCGCUUUGGAGUUGUACGACCGCCUGGUCACCAAUAAAGAGGUGAUUAGCACCCCCCGGCAGGCAUUGCACCUCCAGGGACCCCAACUGCCGGACUACGAGCGUGAGCCACCAUCAGGCGAAGAGCAGGAACACUUCCUGGAGGCCCUGCUGGCCAACCAGCUCAGCCUGGCCCGGGCUGUCUGCUCCGAGUCUCCCUUCGCCUCGGCGCUUCAGAAGCGGCUGGCCGUCCUGCGUCGCCUCUUCCACGCCAUCUCCAGCAAGUUCCAUGACAAGGAGAAGGUCAAGCAGCAGCUGCGGUUGCAGCAGGCCCACGCCGGCGCCGCCGACCCCAAGGCCGCCCUGAAGCAGGUGGCCUUCGGCACGGACGCACUGGUGGAGAUGGGGGUGCGGACGGGGCUCAGCUUGCUCUUUGCCCUCCUCCGCCAGAGCUGGUCACAGGCUCCGCCCACCGGGAACCCCAGCAUCUGCAAUGACGUCCUGCAGACAGCCAUGGAUGUGCUCAACUCACUGCCUCCGCUGUCUCUGGCUAACGAGAGCAAGAUCCCUUCCCUGGGCACAGAGUGCCUCAAGCAGGUCACGACAUUCCUUAAAUCUGCGACGAUGCCAAAUUCCGGAGCAGACCCUUACGGCAAGCAGUUAUCCUGCCAGCUUGUGAUUGGCCUAGCAGCUCAGCGUGGGUCAUUGCAGCAUCUCUUGGACUGGGUCGAGAUGGCCCUGGGGUCUUCUGCGGCAGUGAGCGGUGGUACAUGUACCUCCCAAGUGGGUGUGGCUGAACGGAAUGACAAGCCCAAGUAUGGAGUCAUCUCCUUCGAAUUUUUCACCAACGUGCUGGGUCAAAUGCGCAGAGCUACAGGGUCAUCAGCGGACAGAGGCUCUGUCCUGUCAGAGUUGAAACAAGAAGACGGCCAUUGUCCACUCUAUCAGGCAGCAUUGUGUCUCAUCGAGGAGGUGUCUCGUCUGGCCAUGGAGUACGCUCGCACCUGUGUCUGCCCCAACGAGAGAAAGCACAACAACCUGAGCGUGUCGGAGAACAGUGAGGUGUACGUAUGGGGAAGUAACAGCAGCCACCAGUUGGCUGAGGGGAGUCAAGAAAAGAUCUUGCAGCCCAAGAUAGCCGGUCUGUUUGCACAGAGCCAGCAGGUGGAAGCAGGCCAGUACUGCACAUUUGUUAUCUCAGCCGAUGGCACCGUCAGGGCCUGUGGCAAAGGUAGCUAUGGCAGACUAGGCCUGGGUGACUCCAACAACCAGACACAGCUGAAGAAGCUCAACUUUGAAAGCCAUGUUAUCUCCAAGAUAUCAUCUUCCAAGGGUUCUGAUGGCCACACACUCGCCCUGACAUCGGAGGGCCAGAUCUUCAGCUGGGGCGAUGGUGAUUACGGCAAGCUGGGCCAUGGCAACACCUCCACGCAGAAGUACCCCAAGCUGGUACCCGGCGUCCUGUCCAGCAAGGUGGUGGUGUGCGUAUCGGCCGGCUACCGUCACAGUGCCUGCGUCACCGAGGACGGACAGCUUUACACGUGGGGGGAAGGAGAUUACGGGAGACUGGGUCAUGGAGACAGUAACAGCAGGAACGUACCGACCUUGGUUAAAGACAUCAGUAACGUUGGUCAGGUAGUGUGCGGCAGCUCACACACCAUAGUUAUAUCACAGGACGGACGGACUGUCUGGUCAUUUGGUGGCGGUGACAACGGCAAGCUUGGUCACGGGGACACCAACCGGGUAUACAAACCGAAGAUGAUUGAGGCCCUGAUUGGUCUGGUAAUCCGUAAGGUAGCCUGCGGCAGCCAAUCAUCUCUUACCUUGACGUCCACUGGACAGGUCUUUGCAUGGGGCCAUGGCGCUUGCCUAGGGUCUGGGUCGGCCGAGACAACGGCCCUCCGCCCAAAGUUAGUGGAGGACCUCCAGAUGACCCGCAUCGUCGACAUCGCUUGCGGUGACAGCCACUGUCUGGCACUCAGUCACGAUAACGAGGUCUACGCCUGGGGCAAUAAUGCCAUGGGCCAGUGUGGCCAGGGUCACACCACGAGCCCUGUCCUGAGACCCAAGAAGGUCUUGGGCCUGGAAGGGGUCACCAUCCACCAAAUCUCAGCAGGGACUUCUCACAGUAUCGCCUGGACUGCUCUGCCGACGGACAGGCAAGUGGUGGCCUGGCACCGUCCCUUCUGCGUGGAUCUCCAGGAGGGGACCUUCUCCUACCUCCGGUCCUUCCUAGAGCACUACUGUGAUGGCUUCGAUCACCCGAGUCCACCACCCCCCUUUCCAACAGCAAGGGAGCACCAACACUUUGUGCUACUCUGCCUCAAACUCCUCUGCACCCAUCUUCAGUUGGCGCUGGCUGGGGGGCUCUCCAGUAGCAUCCUAGGGAGCCAGGCCAGGCCCCUCAGGCACCUGUUGUUUCGUCUCAUGGACUCCAAGACUCCCACGUCAGUCCAGAAGGCUGUGAGUGAAACGCUCUCCAUUGGUGCACCUCUACUCCUACCUCCAUUGAGGGAACGCAUGGAGUUACUGCAGUCUUUGCUGCCACAGGGGCCUGAUCGAUGGGACAGCCUCUCCAAAGGACAGAGGAUGCAGCUAGGCAUCAUCUUGACCAGCCUCCAGGAGAACCUCCACGUCGCCUCCCUCCUGGGCUUCACCUCUCCCCUGGACUGGGAGCCCGAGCCCAAACCCUCCGACCCUUCAACUCUGACCUUGGCACCAGGUCAGGAUAUGCACCUGGCAGAGGUGUUGAUGAAGACGCUGCUACGUAACCUAGGAUAUCACACCGAGCAAGCCUUCGGUGAGUUGGAGAAGAACAGCGACAAGACCCAGAAGUCUAUGGCUUGUGAUGACGGCGCGCCCCCGGCCCAUCUACGAGAGUUGCUGUCGUCACUACAGAAGCAUCUGGUAGCAUACUGUCACGUCAACGCCGGGGACGAGAUAUCAGGGAGUGUAGGCCUUCUACACAAACACCUCAAUCUGCUCCUGCCUCAUGCCGUGGAGGUGCUACAGAGGUCGGUCAAGCUUCUCCAGCAGAGCGGUGGGAUGGCAGCCCAGGCAGUCCGUAACAAGCUCAGGGAUGUCUUGUACACAUCCGCAGCCGGUGCGAUGCUGUCCCAGCUUCUACACUCUCUCCUCCUACUGCCCGUCAGCGUCUCACGUCCCCUCAUGCUGAGCCUGCUGGCCCUCCUGCCUGAACUGGAUCAGCUCAACCGAUUGCUACCUGCGGCAGCCCUCCUGGACGAGCAUGAACUGGAGUGGCCUUUACAUGGAGCCCCUGGCAGUGUGGAGCCCGCUGCGUUACCCCUCCCACAGCCUGCCAAGGGAUGGGUGUGGCUGGUAGAUCUGGAACGGUGCUGCGCCUUGGUCGUGGGGCGUUGCCUAGCUGGCAUGCUAGCUUGGGUGCCCGUCUCCAAGGAGGAGAGCGAGACCAGCGGCUGGAUGGUGUCCAGGCUACUCAGCAACGGUCUAGAGACCAAUGUGAAACAUUUGGUGGAACUAGUCAGCAAAGUGUCCGAAGCAGCCAUCUCCGGCGACGACGACUAUGACCUCUCUGAUUUCAAGAUGACCCCUGACCUAGCGACCUUGCUUGACUUGGCCACAGGCAGAGGGAGGGAACCAGCCCUGUCAAUAUGGAACAGCAUGCAGGACUAUGCACGUAAUAAAGACUGGGACACCAGCGGGGAGGUGCAGGAGGAAUUAUUAGACCGUGCGUCGCGGUGUCUGCUGGCCUGUCUGCUCAAGCAUUGCAACCUGCUGUCUGUUGCUGCACACAAGCAAGGGUCGGGAACAAAGCACUGGCGAGCCAUGGUGGAGAUCUACCACAGCGUGUACAAGGUCCGCCGGAAGUUGGUGGCAGCGCGCAUCAUGCAGGGUCAGAGCUCAAGCGGGGCGCCAGGAACCAGUGCUUCAUUGGGUCCAUCCACGUCUGAGGUCAGAGUUCAGAAAGAGGCCAGGGGUCAAGAUGAGGAGAGGGGGCGCCGCUGUAAAAAAGUGUUCCCCCGCGUGGCUGUAGAAGAGCCCUCAGAUGUGGAUCAAUCCGAGAGCGAGGGGGACAGUGAAAGCGUCACUACCCCGCCCCCAGAGAAGAAGACUAAGGAGCGCGAGCAGUACAGUUUCUCGGAGACCUGCAAGUCCAUGAUCGAGCGCUGCGUGUUCCUGCUGCUGGCAGUCAGCCCGGCCAUCCAACCCGACCAGGAAGAUGACAAGAAUGCCCUCCCUGGCACAGAGAAAAAGGACGGCAAUCCCGAAACCGCCCCAGCCGCGUCCAUGAGUCAUUCCUUGAGUGAACCAGACCUAGCACAGACAGACGAUGUGCAAGUACCACCUUCCAGUAACAGGGAGUCCGUGCGAGGUUUGAAAUCCUCCCGUAGUGAGCCAUUAUCAGAACUCCAAGCGGACACCAACCUCGACUCUCUAGAAGUGGUGCGAGCCACCUGGAGACGUCUGCACUGGAGACAGGAUCAGAACGGGUCAGUUCUGUCCAUCCCUUCCAGUGACCAGCAGGCACAAGGAUUUCUAGGCUCCGUCAAGCACAUCUGCAGUGACAUCAUAGGCUUUGCCUGCGGCGAGAUGCUGACCGACGCUCACCUGCCGUCGUCGGAGGAGGAGCAAUAUUUGUACUGCACUGAGCCAGCCACCAUUGUCCUGGCCAUGGAGAGCCAGCAGUGCAGGGCCGAGACACGGCUGGAUGCGCUGAAUCAAAUUCUGUCUCUCCUGAAUGGCCAUGAGGGGGACGAGACCAAGAAGCCAGCCUCGUCGGACAUCUUUGGCCGGGCGGUGGCACCCUUCAGCUCCGUGUCCCUGCUGGCGUCCGUCCACCUGCAGUUCCUGAUGGGCACAUUUGGGCUGGGCUGCCUGGAGCCCAGCUUGAGCGGGGAGGCCGGCGCACCCACACAGCUGCAUCAUUAUAGGGAUGGCAUCAGAGCAGCUAGCAAGACCACUCAGCUUGAGAUCCAAACAGUAGCCCAUCAGAUCUAUGACCAUCUGGUCACCACACUAGCAAGCAAUGUGGAAGAACCCCAGAGCUGCAAAGGUGCCUGGCAUAGGCUGCUGCUGGUCACCAUCUUCGCCUUGAGCGUCAAGUACCAGCCGCCAGACGUCCUGCUGGCCGUCUCUAGUGGUAUCCUUCCCCUGCUGGCCAGGCUGUGUGGGGAGGGAGGCCAGGCGGUGCUGGCCAGGCCAGUGCAGCCCCUGCUUAGUGGUGGUGUGCCGUCGGUGCACUGCGUGCUGCAGGUGGCUAGCAUGAGGCUACUGCAGAUACUGGCCAUAACCACCAGCACCCAUGCUGACCAGCUUAGCAAGUCGGUCAUCCAAGCCCUGGUCAGUCUCCUGCACGAACAGCUGUGCGGUCUGUUCUCAAUGGCCUGUGGAGAGACGGAAUGGAAGACACUAACCAGCUCAGCCCCCAGAGACAAGACCGAGGGGAAAGGAACAGAGGGCAAGGAGAAAAAGACGAGCACUUCAGGUCCCCAGCCAGGCAAACCACGUAAGGGGAAACACUCUCGCCACCUGGUGCAAACGGCUCUUGGAGACUUCCUGGUGUUCUUGCGUCGUGUUGCUCUCAGCAGACCCUUGUGUGGGAGCAUGGCCUCACCUAAUUGGACGUCGGUGCUGCUAGCCAUAGCUGGACACCAGCCAAGCACAGGUCUACCCAGGAUUGAAAACAUCCGCACCAGAUUACUGUCAUUGCAUCUGUUGGAAGCCGUCCUUCCUGCAUGCCCCAUGGACACACAGGAGGGGCACCAGUACCAGGUAGUGCAGCAACUUUUUGACAACCUGUCAGAGUGCAUGUGGCGUGCUCCCCAGGCCCUUGCCCGCCACCAGUCUCACCAGAAGCCCCCAGACUCCACAGCCCCUGACUCGUCAGUCCCCAGCAGCGUGGCCCCAAGCCCCCAGGCCAAGCGACCCACGUCCUCAGUCUCCGAGAGCGGGGACGAUGGUGAGGAGGAAGACGAUGAUGACGACAUCGCGCUGCAGGACACAGUGUUCGACGGGGAGAAGGUGGUGUGCUGCAGCGUGGAGGGGGGCCACACCCUUGUCCACGGAUCUGGUGGGAGGGGCUACGGCCUUGGGGCGACAGGAAUCACAGCCGGGUGCUACCAGUGGAAGUUUUACAUCACCAAAGAGAACAAGGGCAACGAGGGCACCUGUGUGGGGGUGUCGCGGUACCCGGUACGGGACUUCAGCCACCGCACCACCUCAGACAUGUGGCUGUACCGGGCCUACAGCGGCAACCUGUACCACAACGGAGAGCACUCAUUGACCCUGCCAGGCUUCACCCAGGGGGACUGCAUCACCUGUGUGCUGGACAUGGAGGCCCGCACGCUGUCCUUUGGCAAGAACGGGGAGGAGCCAAGGUUGGCCUUUGAUGAUGUUGAAGCAACAGAAUUGUACCCAGUGGUCAUGUUCUACAGCAGUAACCCUGGGGAGAAGGUGAAAAUUGGUGAGAUGCAGGUUCGAGGUGCGCCGCGAGACCUCCAGCCAGGCGAGCCCCUGUGCGCCCCAACCUCCUCUGUCCUGGCUGAGGCCCACGUGACCCUCCUGCGAUCACUCCAUCGGGAGCCUAGCUGGAGGGACACCAUCAAUAACAGCAUCCAGGCCCGGCUAGCACAGAUCCAGAGGUUGCACCAGUCCGCGCCAGGGCCCACAGCCCAGGAAUCCGACCGCAGCACUUCUGCCGAUCCCCGGCACAAAGCUGAGACGACAAGGUGUAAGUCGGCACCCAGGAAGUCAGAAAGCGAUGAUGUGAAACCCGACAGGAGGAAUGCCAACGGAGAUGGCAGGCUCUCAAAGAAAAGCCGGGGAAGCAUGUCGGAUUCAGAGCUGGUCAAGACAAAACUGGGUGAGGUAAAAACAAAAUCGGACAAGUCAAAGGAGACAGAGAAAGCUCUGGAUGUUGGGAAGAAUGAACAGAAGGGAGAUGACCCAGUGAAGGGCGAAACAAAAGCUGCAGAUGCAAGUGACAAAAGAGAAGACAAAUCAUCCAAAAUGAAAGAUACUGACUCCAAGUUCGACAAAAACCAUAAGAAGAAAGAUGAAACUGAAGACAAAGCUGGGAAGAAGGAAGUUGCAGAUGAUAAAGAAAAAGACACUGAGUCAACAGACUGGAUGGAACUUUGUAACUCUGUCCUACCAGUCUUGGCGGUCAUCGGAGGCAUUGACAGGGGCCUGAGAAUUGGUGGACGCUGUGUGCAUAAACAGACCUGUAGAGAGGCCACCCUUCUGGGCAUGCUCAAAGAGGGUGGUACCUCGGCCAAGGUGCAGUGGGAGGAUGCAGAUUCCACCAUCAGCGACUGUGCAAUAUCAAAUCUGGAGCCCUUGGAGCCAGCGGGAUUUGAGCCAGCACACCUCAAGGGUGUCAGUGCGACUGUGCUGUGCGACCUUGCCCUCCUCUCUGGAAUCACCAACGAGAGCACCCAGAGAGAUGUAGUAAAAGCAGACCAGCCUGCAAGACCUGCUGGCGAGGGGGCGACGGAAAAUGAGAAAGAGAAACAAGAUCAAAAGAGGAAGGAAGAAGAUGUGGCCAAGACGGAUGCGUUUGAGAGGUCUCUGGAUGCAGAUAUUGCCAGAGCGAUGAAAGAAGAGGAAGAGGAAGAGGUGACUGCAGAGCCCGAAGGCCCUGUAGAAGUCACAGAGCCUGUUUCGAGUGUCGAAAGCACUGACAUUGACAGCCCCACCUCGCCGAAAGCCAGAAACCCUGCAGCGGCUACAAAAUUGUCAACAUUGCAGCUGCAACUGGAAUCACCGGAUUCUAAAGCCAGCCGAGGUGCCGCUGCAUCAAGUGCCGAAGGCCAGGUUGUCCCUGCACCGAUCACCAACGAGAGGGUGGUUGAGGAAGUCUCUAAAAGCAUCUCUCAGGAACUGGACCCUGACUCGAGGAUGUUGUCGGCAAGUGACCAGAUGCCAGAGCCAUCCCUCAGGGAUGAGAUGGAAGGAACAUCUGCCGCCUCGAGCUGCAACGAUUCACCAGCCCUCAGCCCCACGGAUGCCAAUUUGUCCGACACUAGCACCCUGUCCGUCCAGGCUGAGACCCCCAAGGUGGAGCAAGAAUGUCCCAUCCCGACCCCCGCUGCCACCAUGAAGGAGACCCUGACUGCUCCUAAACCGGGCCUGAAGCUGGAAGACACCACCAAGCAGUCGGACACAGAGAUGAAGAGCAUUAUGCUGGCCCACCUUCAGGUGGGCGCCCUGAAGACGCUCAGCGUGCUCAUGGGCUGCUCAAAGUACAUUGAGAUGCUACUGGUCCCCAAGACCCUGACGGCCGAGAAGCCACAGAAGGACCAGCCACCCCUCCCGCCAGUCGGCGAGAAGCAGCAGCGCAAGGGCAGCGGGGGCAGCGACAAGGACCAGGGGGAGCUGGCCAGGGCCAAGGAGGAGAUGGAGAGCCUGCGAACAGCCAUGCGCACCAUCAUGAGGCAGCUGGUGAAGCGGGCUGUCAUGCCCUCCCCCAUCAGGCGCGUGGUGUGCAUGGCCGAGCUUGAAAGAGCCCAUGCCAUGCUGAUCAAGCUGGCAGCCCAGGCUCCAUUUACAGACGGUAAAACCACCUCUUCUAAACUAGAGAUGUUAGCCAGCCAAGCCCGCCGGCUGGAGCGAGAGUCUGCUGCCGUGGCCACUUCCCAAGCUGACAGCCAGGAUCGGCAGAGUUCCUCCUCCACCACUGUCUCGGCUCCACCCACCCCUUCUUGUUCCCUGCCGUCCCGUAGCCGCCUGAGGGGGGUGGGGAUGAGGACACUAUUCUCUCGUGGGUCGCAGAGGGCGACGACUGUCACCGCCAUCUCACCCCCGGCGUCUCCGCCCCACUCCCCUGAUGAAGACGCCCACAGUGAGGCUUGGCAGUCCCAUCCACCCCCGUCUCCACCUAUAGCUGCUCCUCUCCUGGAAAUGGGGUUCAGUAUGCAUCAUGUACUAAAAGCAAUGGCUGCCACAAACACGCGUGGGGACUUAGACACGCAGCGCAUCACCAUCCUAGCCACCUGGAUGAUAGAGCAUCCUUGCCUGGAAGAGGAGGACGACUCCUCCCCCUUGCAGGUGCAGCCACAGCAACAACCCCAGGGUGGCGCUGCAGAGCAGACCAGUGGUAGGCAACAGCAGCAGCAACCAUCAGGUGCACUCAGCAGGCCGUCUAGGCCCACCGAUACUGAAAGCUCCACCAGCCGAUACGAGGAAUACGAAGAUUCCAGCUACCCAGACACGGAAGAGACCGCCAGACGGUUGAGAAGAACACCGUCCGUAGAGCGCCCCCCAUCCCGCUUAGAGCGCUACCGGGCUGUCGCUGACCUGUCCUCACUCGCCAACGCCAUGGCCCGUAAUGUGGACAGAACAACGUACCACUCUGAGGGUCUGUUCAGUGACUUGGACAGACAGGAUCUCAGAUACGAAGUCCCGUCUGAGGACAUUGUCUUUGAAGAUGACGAUAUGGAUUUGGAUGACGAGGAAGAUGAUACCCUGGUUACCGACAAUGGUGGGGACCGGGAACUGUUGGGUCUAUGGUACCCUGAGCUGAGCCGCGAGUUGGAGGAGAGCGAGAGCCAGGUGACCUGCGACCUCUGCGGCAUGACCACCCCACAGUUUAACCGCCACAUGCGGCUGCAGCACCCCGGCUGCCGGCAGAGCUGUGGCCACAUGGGUUACCGCAGCAAUGGGGCCUAUGUCGGGGGCUGGUUCGGCGGGGCCUGCGGCACCGGUAACCCGUACUACCUCAUGUGCACUGACUGCAGGGAGAAGUACCAAUCGGGCAACAGGGGUCUGGUAACCAUGUCAUCAGACUUUACUGUGACAACCGAGGGCACUGUUGAUGAUGAUCACGACUUUGUCAUGGAAGAUGACACCAAUCAGAUCUCGGGCCAGGAGACGUUUGAGCAGAUCAUGGGGCGUCUGGGCCUGACCGAGAGUCGCUCCAUCCCUGAGCCGGUCCAGUUUCCGGAACCGGACCCCCUGGGGGCUAGAAGUGCGUCAGUCGGGGUCAGCAGGGGUCCCGGGGGAACCCUAAAUCUCGAUGGUACCAGCCAGCGGGACUCUUGCCUUGUGAAUCGGCUGAGCCUUGGGGAGCAGGUCGCCCUACUGUCCACUGCCCAUGACAGGGCCGUUGCCCUGAGGAAGACAACGGCAGCUGCUCAAGUACUCCUGGCUCGGUCUAUGGUCAUGAGAGCGCUCUCGCUGCUGUCUGUCAGCGGUUCUGCCUGUAAUCUCUCCGAGGGCCUGGAGCAGCUGGGCCUAUCAGACAUCAGGCUGGUUGUCCGGCUCAUGUGCCUGGCAGCAGCAGGCCGGACAGACUUUGCGGCCGCCAACAGCCCCUCGUCGACAGCCGGUUAUGGCAGCCAGGUCCCCCUGGAUACAGUGUCCACGGGAACAGUGGGCAUGUCCUCCAGUCUGGCCUACCUCAGCUCGGCCAUCGGUUCUCUGGUGGCUUGUAAUCCCAGUGCAGCCAAGAUGCUUGUUCAGCUGUGCACCAAGGACCUCCUCUCAGCUGCCUGUGGUCUCAACGUGGCUGCCAUCGACACCCGACGGGGAACCUCCACGGCCAGGGAGGAUCCUGCCUCUUCCGAUCAGCGAGCCCUCUCCUCUCCUAGCUUUGCCGUCACCCAGGCCCUGGUCUGCUUGCUGGCCGAGGGCCCCAAGCAGCAGGCCAGCCAGGCUCAACAGUUAGAGGGAUCCACAGAGACCAACCAGGCCACAAAGGAACCACCCAGUGACCCCAUGACCCCAGCAGCUGCCUCCACCCUAGCAGCCCGGGCAGCCCCGCCCCUCCAGCUAGCCAACGCCCUGGCGGCCUGCUGCCUGUCGGGCCGGCUUGCCAGUCAGCACCGGGAGUGGGCGGCUCAGCAGCUGGUCAAGACACUCUCUGGCCAGGCCCGGCUAGGGGCAGUCCCUUUAGUCAUCGCUGCAGACUUCCACAGCGACCUGCCCCCAUGUCCUGUGACGAGAAUAGAUGCUCACCAGGACGUGUUGACAGGUUGCAUCUGGAAUCCAACUAAAGCACUACUAGCAACAAGUGGCUGUGAUGGGGUGGUGAGACUGUGGGGUUCCCUGUCUCGUCCCCAGCCUCUCCUGCAGCAAUCCUGCACCUUCACCGACAGCGACGAGUACGGUGCCUACAUCAGCCCCAGUCGCUGCGGCCUGCCACUGACCAACCUCUGCUACAAUGCCAAUGGGAGGGUCAUCGCUGCCUCGCUGGAACACAUGGUCAAUGUGUGGUUUGUCACAGGCGGCAGGGGCCAUCUUGAUCAACAACCCCAGCUGGUGACUGCCCUUGCUUGGCCCAAAUUCAAGGGCUUACUGGAGGGACGGGCCGGCACAACCACGGAGAUGCUGGUGGUGGGGCGCAUCGAUGGCACCCUGGGAUUGAUCGAGGUCCUGGACCAUUCCACCUACCACCGGGUGGAGCUGGAGCAGUGCUACCGACAAAACGUGGCUGUGACCUGCCUGACAUGGUACGAUGAGGACCGGCGAUUUGCUGUUGGCUACUCAGAUGGAAUCCUUGCAAUGUGCAGCCGCGACACCUUUGACCCGGAACCCAUUAUAGUGCUCCAUGCUCACAAUACGGCCAUUGACCAGCUAGGCUGGGACCCUACUGGUCAUCUCCUGGCCACCUGCUCCCAGGACCACGAGGUCAAGGUUUGGGCCCAGAAGUCCAACCGCUGGCUCUGCCUGCACGUCCUCCGGCAUGGCUGCCCACUGUCGGCCCUCCACUGGUGCCCUCACCUGAACCAGCCCAGCAGUCCCGUUCUGCUGCUAGCCACUGGCUGUAAUGACGGCAGCGUUAGGGUUUGGAAAGUCCCGCACACUGGAGCGGACGUCACCGUGCCGAGACUGGGCCAACGAGAUGAGAGUCUUCAAGGAGUACCCCAGACUGAGGGUCAAGGCAGUGACACAAACCAAUCAGAUAGUGCUGUGGAGGUGUUCCAUGUCAAAGGUCACAGUGAGGCUGUCACUCAGCUUGCCUUCAAUCCCAGCUCCAUGCUCCUGGCCUCAGGAUGUGCCCGAGGUUACAUCAACGUCUGGGCACUCCGUGAAAGUGCCGUACUGCAGACAGUUCAGGGCGACGGUCCCAUCCAACAGCUUUGCUGGGUCAGUGAUGCAGCCGGGCUGGCCGCCUGUUUCCAGAACUCCAAGCAACUAGUCAUCCUGGGCUACACCGACACGCUGUUCAUCAGGAACCGGGUCUAUGCCGCGGCACGGAUGGCCUUGCUCAACCAGGGAAUCGUAGGAUUGCAUCAGGCACCCUGCCUGAGAGCCUUCCUGGAGCGACUGCCCAAGAUACUGCAAGACCAGUACUCAUAUGAAAAGGUCCACGUCUUGUGUGGUGACCAGCUGGUCCACAGUAGCUUCCUGCAGUGUCUGGCCUCUCUGGCCGUGGCCUUGCAGCUGGACAAAGCCCUCUUCUACUCGCCCACCUCCCUGCAGACCCAGGCCGAGGCCUCCGACACCACCCACCUCCCCUACCCCCACCACCGCAACCACCACGGGGCCGGCCAGCUGGCCGUGGCUACCCAGUGGAGCUGGCUGUCCGCCUUCUGCACGGCCCUCAAGUCGGCCGGCGCCCUCCUGAGGCGGGAGCAACUGCCAGCCGAGUUCAGCGUGCCGGAUGCGGAGACCCUGGAGGGAGCCGCCACUGAGGGUCCAUUGCUGGACCCCAAGCCCUCAGACAAUGGCCAGUGGAGCCUGGCCAUGGACGAGCAGAUCAUGGCCUGGGCCACCAACCGGCCUGAGGACUGGCAGCUGGGGGGAAAGUGUGACGUCUACAUGUUCGGCAGUGGCAGGCACGGCCAACUGGCUGAGACAGGACGGGGCACCAACUUACCCACUAUCACCCAGUCAUUCUCGCAAGCACAGCAGGUUGUAUGCGGCCAGAAUUGCACCUUUGUCAUCCAUCGCAAUGGGACAGUGUCCGCCUGCGGCGAGGGUAGCUAUGGCCGGCUAGGCCAAGGGAACUCAGACGACCUGCACUCCCCGACGGUCAUCUCGGCACUUCAAGGUUUUGUAGUGAUUCAGCUGGUCACGUCCUGUGGGUCCGAUGGCCACUCCAUGGCGCUGACAGAGAGCGGUGAAGUCUUCAGCUGGGGGGAUGGAGACUACGGUAAACUGGGCCAUGGCAACAGCGACAGACAGCGUCGGCCACGGCAGAUCGAGGCCCUGCAAGGAGAAGAAGUCACCCAGGUAAAUCGUUGCUUGCGGCCUGAACCACACCAUGUGUAUGUCGGCGGACGGGAACACCGUGUGGGCGUUUGGCGACGGAGACUAUGGGAAACUUGGUCUAGGGAGCACUGCAGCCAAGUCCUCUCCACAGAAAGUGGAGGGUCUGUCAGGAAUGAGCAUCAAGAAGGUCUGCUGCGGAACACAGUUCUCAGUGAUUCUGACGAAGGACGGACGGGUCUACACAAGUGGCCAAGAUCGCCUGACAGGUCUGCCCGAGAGCAGGUCCAGACUGUCCAAUCGACCUCAGCAGGUGCCGGCCCUGGCUGGUCACUUCAUCGAGGACGUGGUGGCUGGAUCGGAGCACACCAUGGCACUGACCAGCUGUGGCAACGUUUGGGUGUGGGGCAACAACAUGGACGGACAGUUGGGAUUGGGUCACACCAAUACCGUCAGAGAACCUCUUUUAGUGACCAGUCUGCAGAACAAGAAUAUACGCCAGAUCUCAACUGGGAGGAGUCACUCUGCUGCCUGGACAGCUGCCCCCGUGCCGGCCAGGGCACCAGGUACCCCUCAACCUCUGCAGCUAGGCUUGCCCCACAGCGUGCCCGCUCAGUACACCGCCCUGAAGGAAUGCAAUACCUCCUCCAUCAGAGCGCGCCUCAGGCUCCUGCAUCACUUCUCCGAUCUCAUCUAUGCGUCCUGGCGUCUCCUCAAUCUCAGCCCAACCCAGGGACCUUGGGCGGCAUGCACGACUGGCAUGACAGGAUUGACCGAUGGCCCCCUCCGGCCACUACUGGCCUCCAGGGUCUACACACUGCCCAUGGUAAGGUCCAUUGGCCGGACGAUGGUCCAGGGCAAGAACUAUGGCCCCCAGGUUACGGUCAAGCGACUCGCAACAAGGGGGCGGAAGUGCAAGCCCAUCUUCACCCAGAUAGCCAAGCAGGUGGUGCGGAUGAAACCCGGCGACCUGCGCCUCCCUGCCCGAGCCUGGAAGGUCAAGCUGGUGGGGGAAGGGGCCGACGACGCUGGGGGGGUGUUCGAUGACACCAUCACCGAAAUGUGCCAGGAGCUGGAGACAGGCGUGGUGCCAUUGCUGAUAGCCACACCCAAUGCUUCAGCCGACGCCGGCAGCAAUC